ACACCCAGUUUCUAAUACUCUUCAGGAUAUUGCACCACACGCUUCUGUCUAGAAGAGGAACUUCGGAGCUGAGAACUGCAUACCUAAGCGUUCAGCUAGCCCAGCGUCGGAAGACCUGAACAAUAUCCUGAGAAAUAUGUUUUCACGAAUACUUUCCACUGUCACUUGAGUCCGGAGUCCUCAUUUCGCCGCUGGAAGCUUGGCACAACACAAACCUGGUAGGACUUUUUAAGAACUCAAUCUUUGGCGUUGUUGUAACUAACUAACCGCGUUGGACGAACACGUGGGUUGUCAUCAAUUGUCUCUAAACUAAUUGAGUCAAAUCCCCAUUGACAGAUUGACUGCUCUUAUCAGAUAGAUUGAUAUGGUGUCAAAUAAACACCACACAAAAAAUAGAAUUUAGGAAAAAGGAGAGAAAGUGAUAACCACUAAAGUAGGCCGAGCUCGGCACUCAAGUGGGUGUGCAAUUAAAAAGCCUUUAAUUUGAUGUAACAUUAAAGAAUACUAUCUUACACCAACGGGUAUCUGCGCUCUGCCUUCCUUAACGUGUCUAUUUAGGAGUCUAUAGCCUACACGAUAACACGAACACAAAGUAGCACCUUAUCACAGUUUAUAUCAGGUUCUCGUGCUUUCCUCUAUCGGCUGCUAUGAGGGACUAGGGUGACCAGAUGUCCCGGGACAGUCCCGCAUUUCCAUGACUUUGUACACGUCCCGCAAAUUGAGACGUUGUCCCGCAUUGUUAUUGACAGUCAGACUCGUUUUUUAAUUAUUUUUUGGAAAUGCGUGUUUUAUAAUCUGGCAAUUAUCAAAUAGCUGUGUGCGGAGACAGCAGUGAGGGUUGUCAUCAGGUGGAGGGGCGGGCUGUUUGAUCAUGUCAAUCAAACUGGGACGCGGACGCCGGUUAAGGGCACGCGCACCAACAAGAAACAAUCAGGUCAGAAAGGCAGGAGAUAUGGAGGAGAGCGCGACCCGUACGACUAAAAGGAAAUGCAGCCACAACAAAGACAGGGAAACCUUAUAUCCCUGGGUGAAACCAGUGCAAGGGGAGUCUUGUAAACUAAAGUGUUAUGUGACGUUUGCACAAGUCCAUUUUCCAUUUCACACGGAGGUGAAUUCGACGUCACAAACAACGAGUCACAAACAACGGGUUGCUCAAAAGGAGGCUUCCCAGUCCAUGCAUUACGUUCCUGCUAAAACCCAAACAAGAUCCAAACGCAGAUAAGGUAACAGCAGCUGAACUAGCUAACGUUACACACACACACACACACACACACACACACACACACACACACACACACACACACACACACACACACACACACACACACACACACACACACACAUUUGUGUGUGUGUCUGCUAGGAAGCGUCUUCUAUUGUCCUGCAUACUUCUGGGUCUCCAUAGGAAAUGUUUUCUCAGGUUGCGGUCAGAGGGGCCUUCCAUCUGAACCAUUUCAUCCUCCUCUAGAGGCUCUAAUGUUUAAAUUAACUCUGGGAUGUAUCCCCUCACAUGGUUCCCACCCAGUGACCUAUGACCUAUAGGUCAAGUUGAAUUAGCUAGCUCACUGAUAAUCCCUAGAACGUCUAGGAGCUGGAUGCAGAGACACUGUUGUACCCACACACACACACACACACACACACACACACACACACACACACACACACACACACACACCGGACGGAGGUUUAGUAUAAUGGUUGUAUCCAGCGGAGGUCAGAGGAUCUGAGGUGAAAUGGUUUUAGAACCAAAUCUUAUGUUUUAGAAAGUUCCAGAUUGAUCAGAAUAAUAACUGCUUGAUAGUAUGUGAAAACGGUCUCAGAAGAAAGAUGAUUUAUAUUUAGUCUGUUAAACUAAGAUGUUAUUUUGGGUUGAAGGUAGUUGUCUCUCUGCUGUUGAUUGAUUUAAUUUAUAUAGUGCUUUUGUAGACACUCAAAGACGCUUUACAGAAAAAGGGGGGGACCUCACUAACCGUGUUAGAAAGAUGUUUGAUACAGGACACUUGUAUUUCCAACACAAUAGGCAUGUAAAACCACAACACACCUGAUGAUGUGUGUUUAAACCCAGGGCCGUUGCUACAAUUCCUGGGCCCCUAGACAAGAUUUACUGAUGGGCCCCCCUGCGCUGAAUUGUUGACGGGGGGGGGGGGGUACUGUGGUAGUACUAUGGGCUGGUAGUAAAAAAAAAAAAAGUAAAGAAUUUUUUUUUUUUUUUUGUGGGCCCCCCCUGGGCUGUGGGCCCCUAGAAUCGUCAUCACCUUUCACCCCUUAUCGACGGCCCUGUUCAAACCAGACAGCAAUAAGAGAAUGCUGAGGGGACAUCUGUCUGUUAAACAGUUUUGGAACAAAUGUUGGAUGGUGUAUUUGGUGUCUUUUUGAGUUCACCAAUAAAUUCUGUUUGUGGUUGACCUCCUUGACAUCGUCAAGUUAGCAUCACUAAAUCAGCAAUCUCUCAGUGCUCAUGUCGACAGAUUGUGAGAUUGUAGUGGGCUUUAAGUGGUUCUGUACCGUUAUAAAGACAUACUUGCUACUGUCACUCGCAUAUUAAUUCAAUCAUGUGUGGUGAAAGGUUCCCACAGUGGUGGAGAUUCUCUGGAAAUACAUCUGAUUUGACUUCUGACUUCCCUGUGCAUGUUUUUGAUAUUAAAGUCUGUGUUGAUUUUUAAUGGUGGGAACGGAAAACAUAAAUUGUUUCACUAUGAUAAUCCAGAAGCAGACACUAAUAGCAGUUAAGAGCAAAUCAAGACCCUGAAUGUUUAUUUAUGACGAUUUUACCUUGAACGUGGUUUUAUAUGGCGGCAGGGACUCGGGAGGUAAUUCAGGUUGCCUGGAAACAGAAAGGUUGCUGGUUCGUUCCCCAGUUCCUUCAAUUCACCCCAAGUGUUGAUGUCUUUGAGCAAGUCACCUAACCGUAACUGCUCCUGUUAAGCUGAUACAUUUAGUUGACACCCCCUUUGGUGCAUGUGUAUUGUGUGAAUAGGUGAAUGUAGCAUAGUCAUUUAUUUGCAUUCAAUAUUAUAAAUGAUAUACUACAAAAAUUAGCAUUAAAUAAUUUACUUUAUUAAUGAAUUAAUAAUUACAUCCAGGUUUGUAAUCUAUGACUGGACAAUACACAAAAAAAAGUCCUAUGGAUAAUGUUAAAGUUAUACUAUAGUUAUACUUUAGCUAUAGAUAUCUAUAUAGAUAGAUCCUUUUGUGUGGUUCAGUGGACCAUGUUUGGGAAGGCAGUAACCUUAUUACAUCUUAUCGACUUAUUCAUGUGAUAAUAUUUAGCACGGGAUGGAACUGCAACACAUUUUCCCUGCAUGACUAACCAUCUGACACAUCAUAUCCUAAACAAAACAUGCUGAGACACCACCACCAACAUAGCAUCCUAACACCCCAUCCCUAAUGGAGCAUACUAACUCACCACGUACACAUAGAAUGCUCAUAGACCACGGCUUGUGUAGCAGGCUAAAAAACCAUCGCUAUUAUAGCAUGUCACCGAAGAGGAUUACGUGAUUAUGUGGGUUUUUUUGUUCCAGGUUUAAGGUCAGAAUUCCAAGCAUCUCGUUCUUAUUGAUGUGAAAGUAUGACCAGGAAUGAUGCAUUCUAACAUGGAGUGUCAUUGACACACAGUGUGUAUUAAUUAUAGGUUGUGUUUGUUGAACCUUCCGGGUCACAACCUUCAUGGUGUGAGUCAACAUUAUAUUCAUUAUCCCAACAUCAUAACUGUUAUGUAAUUAGUUAUUAUCAAAUAACAGACAGAUAGAAGAUGGACAGAGAGAGAGAGUGGUAGAGGCAGAAAUAAAGGGUGCAUGAGGGAGGUAGAGGGGUAGAGAGCGAUAGAAAGAGAGAGUGGGGGGUGUAAGAGGUCAUGAUGUAAGUCCUGAUCAUUACCUGUUAGUUUCCAGAACAAGGACGCUAGUUGACCAGCCGAUAUUUGUUCUGUACCUUUCCCAUCCCAUGAGCGGGAAACGCACGCUUCCAUUUCACAAGCUUGACCUCUCGUCGGGACCUUGGGUUCAGUUGUCCGUGUGCAUUUUUAGACAAACAUGCUCUCAGCAAACAGAAGUGAGCGUUUUCGAUUCCCCUCCGCCUUUGCUUUCCAUGGACAAAGAACUUGUGAAAGAACAUGUUUUUUUCACAAAUAAAAGGAUCUGUGUCAUGUGCUGUACCAGGGCUGUUGUGGAGGUCAUGACCCCCCCCCUCCGAAACAUUCCCCUUUACUUCAUCAAACCAACACCCUGGGGAUGAGUCACCUCGUCACCUGCCUCGGUCUGUCAGGUGACGCGUUGUGAUCAGCCUUAGGGUUCUGCACCGAAAACUGGGACCAACUCCAGAUCCUUUACUAAGGUGGAGUGAAUGACUGCGCACAGAUAGCGUGCACACCGGCUGACGCUGUUCCGCCAAACCACUUGAACCUGUGUGGCUCCUAGAGUCCCAACCACCACUCAAUGGCCACACCCACCUUCUCAAUGACUCCGCCCCCUCCCUGAUGUUAACGGUAUGCUCUGCAUUUGAGUCAGUGCACCACAGUAACCAGACGUAGCAGCAGCACGUCCAGGCCCUCUCUUAUCCCACGCUCAGCACCCUCCCCUGGGCUGGAUUCCGGAUAUCUGACUUCUGCCGGAGGAGGUUCUCCAACCUGACUUCUAGAUUCUCUCUCUCUCUCUCUCUCUCGCUCUCUCGCUCUCGCUCUCUCGCUCUCUCUCCGGCUGAUCUUGGAAGUUCUUGGAAACAAGGAGGCUGUUACUAUUUGUUCCCAUAAACUGUGAGCAGGGUUCUUCUGCUGCCGUGAGGAUAUCGGACCGGUAAGGAGCUAUGGUCCAGAGACAGCUCCUGGUCCCUCUCCUCUUCCUCUCAUGUGUCCUGUGUGUCCUGGCAGGAAGGGUUGUCAUUCGUGAGAACUGUUUCCCCCGUCGGCUGCCUGUGAUCGUGUUCUCUGUCCCUGGUGAUGUGGCCAUGCUCAACAGCACACUGCUGUCCCCCAAUGUCUUCAACUACACUGCACUCCCCUAUAAUAUCUCUUGGUACGAUCCACACAAUGGGACGGAGAUGGUAAACCAGACCGGUCGAUUCCUACUGCGGGGGGAGACGCUGUGGCACCUGAACAUCACGCUGGAGGACGCUGGGGACUAUGUGUGUGUUGUGAGAACCCCGACUGGUUGUUUCCGACAGGCCAUCCAACUGGUGGUGGACCCCCCUCUGGGGGGCGGCAUUUGUGGGCGACCCAAGAAUGCCCACCAGGUGCUGACCGGCAGGUCGAACGAUGCCCUGACCUGCCCCCUGGCCCACUACAUCAGCAAGCUGGACAGCUACGGGAUACCAUCCUCCAUCAGCUGGUACAAAGGCUGCUCCCUGAUAGUUGACGGGUCUGGCAGGUUCGUCUACCGGCGCAUAGCCACACUGAAUGUGGAAAAGGUGACUCCUGACGACGUUGGCUCCUACACCUGCACCCUGACCUUUGACCUGGCAGGGGUCGCCGGCUCUGUCUCAGAGACCAUCAACGCAAAAGUCAUAGAUAAAUAUGCUCUUCUUCCUGAAGUCCACGCGCCAGCCAAUGAGAAGAUCAAGGCUGAGAUUGGCUCCAGCUUCAGUAAGUUGUGCAGGGUGUUUGUUCCCUGCGUGGGGAAACACAAUGUGCACGUAAAGUGGGUGGUCAACGACGACUUCAUCGAAGAGCAGGAAGACGACUUAAUCGAAGAGCAGGAAGACCGUGUGUACGUGAAGCCUAGGCAGUCUCAUAGGGUGGAGAAGCCCCGUCCAGGGAAUUGGGAGGAGCGUCUCCUCUGGAUCAAGGAGGUGCGGGAGGAGGACCUUUACGCCAAUUACACCUGCCUGGCCUAUAGCGCUCGUGGGAUUCCCCACGCAAGCUUCACCCUGCUGCCCGCUGACCCCGACCACCUGGUCCCCAUCGCGAUGUCUCUGGCCGGAGUAGCGCUGCUCUUCAUCUCCACCGCGGUCUUCUACUUUCUGUUCAAGUUGGACAUUGUGUUGUGCUUCAGGAGGGCCUUCCCUGUCUUCUACAGAAACACAGAGUCGGACGGGAAGCUGUUUGACGCGUAUGUGAUGUUCCCCCGGAAUGCUGGGAAGGCGUUGGAGUCGUUCGCCAUCCAGGCUCUGCCUCUCGUUCUAGAGAGACGCUGCGGACACAAACUGUUCAUCCCCGGGCGAGACUGUCUGCCUGGACAGGCCCUCGUAGACUCGUUGGAGGAGAACAUGAGGGCCAGCCGUCGCCUCAUCCUCAUCUACACUGCCUCCACCUUCACUGGUUGCCAUGACGCCAACGACGACUCUGGCGGUUGCGGCAGCGAGACGGUUACUGUGAAGAGCUCCAGCAACCGACCUCACCCCAGCAUCAACACCUACUCCAGUAUUUCCCAGGGUGAUGGGCACACCCUGUCUUCCCAGACCCCACCUGGACACAGCCUCCCUGGACCCAAGUCUGAAGGGCAACAGAGCUCUGAAUGUCAGCUGAGCUUUGAAUGUCAGCUGGUCAUGCACAAAGCACUGCUGGAGGAAUCCAUCAAGGUGCUGCUGGUGGAGAUGGAGGAGGUUGGGCCGGACCAGCUGGCACUCUUCCCUCCGUCGGUGCUCCACCUGCGGAAGAAGCAGGGGGUGCUGUGCUGGUGGAAGAGCCAGAGGAGGAGCAGGGUGGGCUGGAGGAGGUGCAGGGGAAGAGGUGAAGAGGAGGACGGAGGGGAGGAAGAAAAGGGCAGGCUGGACUCGGGGUUCGGAGCAGAGAAUCUCUCUCCGUCUCGGAGGUUCUGGAAGCAGGUGAGGUACCACAUGCCCGUCAGGGGGAAGAGAACCACCUGCCCAGCGACCAUCUCGCUGCUGAGCCUGGGGGGCAGAGGGGUCAGGGGUCAGCCAGAGAAGAUGUGAAGGACCAAUGGGGAUUCAGUCCGGAGGUCGAUGCUCAUUGGCUCUUACAAAAACAACAGCAGAACGUAAGAACACCUCUAGGUGGAUGCUUCGAAUGUGCCGAUGGUGGGGAGAGAGGAGGGAUAUCCGUUUCUAUUACGUGUUUAGAAAAUUGCUUUGUCAUUUUCAUUGCCAUAAAAACUCCAUUCUUCUUCUUCUUCUUCUUCUUCUUCUUCUUCUUCUUCUUCUUCUUCUUCUUCUUCUUCUUCUUCUUCUUCUUCUUCUUCUUCUUCUUCUUCUUCUUCUUCUUCUUCUUCUUCUUCUUCUUGUCCAUGGACUGUGUAAAAUCGGAUUAAGUUGGAGGAAUAAUGUG
Gadus chalcogrammus (walleye pollock) is the source of this 7216-nucleotide messenger RNA. Its product is annotated as interleukin-1 receptor type 1-like. Gene Ontology annotation, biological process: signal transduction. Lineage: Eukaryota; Metazoa; Chordata; Actinopteri; Gadiformes; Gadidae. Gene Ontology annotation, molecular function: interleukin-1 receptor activity. The record is from RefSeq and is a predicted model, not a curated record. Bases 4801 to 6864 code for a protein of 687 amino acids. The transcript has 12 exons.